Arxiozyma heterogenica is the source of this 1839-nucleotide messenger RNA. It is a transcript of the gene BAP3, whose product is annotated as amino acid transporter BAP3. The coding region runs from base 1 to 1839 and encodes 612 amino acids. The transcript has a single exon. The record is from RefSeq and is a predicted model, not a curated record. NCBI's taxonomy places the organism in Eukaryota, Fungi, Ascomycota, Saccharomycetes, Saccharomycetales, Saccharomycetaceae. Gene Ontology annotation, biological process: amino acid transmembrane transport. Gene Ontology annotation, cellular component: membrane. Gene Ontology annotation, molecular function: amino acid transmembrane transporter activity.
AUGCCUCCCACUGAGAAGGAUUUUGAAGUAAAAGAAGAGUAUGUGGUCACUACAACAGAUAGAAAUCUAAACAACGGAGAAGCAUCAAAUGAUGAUUCUAUAGAAAGGCUGUCAGGUAAAUUUCAGAAUUAUACAGGUGAUUUUGAAGAGACUUCUGAACAUUUUCAACGUAGGCAGACUUUAUUUCAUAGAUUUAUUGAUUCUUUUAAAAGAGCAGAAGAAACACAUGCAAAGAGUAAUGAUUUGGAAGACGGUGCUGAAUCCAUUGGAUCAGACACUAAGUUAAAGAAAAAAAUGAAGUCACGUCAUGUUGUUAUGAUGACUUUAGGUACAGGUAUCGGUACUGGUCUGCUUGUGGCCAACGCAGCAGGUUUGAGUAAAGGUGGACCUGCAGCCUUAGUUAUUGCAUAUGGUUUAGUCUCCUUUGUCACCUAUUUCAUGAUUCAAGCGGCUGGUGAAAUGGCUGUUACUUACCCAACUUUACCCGGUAAUUAUAAUACUUAUAUGUCGAUUUUUAUUUCGAAACCAUACGGUUUUUCCACUGUCUGGUUAUGUUCUAUCCAAUGGUUAACUGUUUUGCCUUUAGAAUUGAUCACUACUAGUUUGAUUAUAAAGUAUUGGACUGAGUCAGUAAAUGGGGACAUCUUUGUGCUUAUCUUUUAUGUAUUUUUAUUAUUUAUUCAUUUCUUCGGUGUCAAGGCAUAUGGUGAAACCGAAUUUAUAUUUAAUUCAUGCAAAAUUCUUAUGAUUGCUGGUUUUAUUAUUUUCUCGAUUGUUGUCAAUUGUGGUGGAGCUGGGGUCGACGGCUACAUUGGUGGUAAAUAUUGGCAUACACCAGGGGCAUUUGCUUCAGAUUCAAACAUUGGUAGAUUUAAAGGUAUUUGUUACAUAUUAGUAACAGGUUAUUUCUCGUAUGGUGGUACUGAAUUAUUCGUUCUUUCAGUUAAUGAGCAAGAAAACCCACGUAAAUCUACACCAAUUGCUGCAAAACAAUCAAUUUAUCGUAUUGUGGUUAUUUACUUGCUGACGAUGAUUUUAAUUGGCUUCAAUGUGCCAUAUAAUGAUGAUCAAUUAAUGGGUGCUGGAGGUUCUGCCACUCAUGCAUCUCCAUAUGUUUUGGCAGCAUCGAUUCACGGUGUUAAGGUGGUUCCUCAUAUAAUUAAUGCUGUUAUUCUUAUCUCUGUGGUUUCUGUGGGUAACUCUGCAUUAUAUGCAGCUCCAAGAAUGAUUUGUUCAUUAGCUCAACAAGGUUAUGCUCCAAAGAUUUUGUCAUACAUUGAUAGAGAAGGGAGACCAUUAGUUGCUUUACUAACCUGUGCUGUAUUUGGUGUCAUUGGGUUUGCAGCUGCAUCAUCUCAAGAAGAACAAGUGUUUAUAUGGUUAGCUGCCAUUGCUGGUUUAAGUGAAUUGUUUACAUGGUCUGGUAUCUUUUUGUCCCAUAUUAGAUUUAGAAAAGCCAUGGAAAUACAAGGUAAAGAUUUGAGGGAAUUAGGUUAUCUAUCUACAACAGGUGUUUGGGGAUCUGUAUAUGGUGUUUUCUUUAAUAUUUUAGUCUUUAUAGCACAAUUCUGGGUGGCGUUAUUUCCUAUUGGGGAGGGUAAAGCAGAUGCUGAAUCAUUUUUUGAAAGUUAUUUGGCAUUUCCUAUAUUUAUUGUAUUUUACUUCGGUUAUAUGAUUUAUAACAAAGAUUAUACUCUUCUAACUAACUUAGAAGAGAUUGACCUAGAUUAUCAUAGACGUAUCUAUGAUCCAGAAUUUAUUAAACAAGAGGAGGAAGAAAAUAGAAUUAAAUUGAAAAAUUCAUCUAUUUGGGUUAGAUUGUAUCACUGGUGGUGUUAA